Molecule: messenger RNA, 1212 nt
Organism: Drepanopeziza brunnea f. sp. 'multigermtubi' MB_m1
Lineage: Eukaryota; Fungi; Ascomycota; Leotiomycetes; Helotiales; Drepanopezizaceae
Source: RefSeq, a predicted model, not a curated record
AUGUACAUUGUCAAAGAUACCUAUACAGCUCCAAGACUAUAUAAAUCAAUCGACGACCCAUACAAACAAUAUCAAUGCCUCCUCGACGAUCCCAUCGGAAAUCCCACAACGGCUGUCUGCAAUGCAAGAGGCGCCAUGUGUGAUGAGAUACGGCCGCGGUGUGGCCCUUGCACGAAACGAGAACUGGGCUGCCAUUUCCAAACGCCUCAGGUCGAAGGGAAUGGAGUAACAUCACAUGAUCAAGGUCUCUCAGAGUCCUACAGAGAGAGGCCUCCAGGACCGAUGCCAGCGAGGACAUUGGAAUUGAAAUUAUGGCAUCACUUUGUAACAGAGACUUACUCCACCUUCAUACCGGGAAACGAACGCCAACGACAAGCCUGGCGUCUCGAUGUCCCGACAAUGGCCUUGGACAAUGCCUUCCUACUGGAUGCCAUGUUUGCCGUCUCAGCCUUACAUUUGGUGUAUCUUGAAGUCGGCACGAAAAAGCAAUGGCUACAGAGCGCGUUGAGAUAUCAGGACCUGGCCCUUGCCGGGCUGAACCAAGCCAUUUCCAGCAUGGAUAAUGAAACCUGCGAGCCUGUUGCCAUUUGCUCGAUCCUUGUUUUCAUGCUCAGCAUUGCGGUGCCUGGUGUCUGUGACAACGCAAAUGAGACGUCUCGGGACCCGAUAGCUGAUAUCCUCGGAAUACGCAAGCUGCUUGAAGGCGUUACCGUCAUCCUCCAACAAUCUGAGGCUACGUUGAGCACCGGGGUUCUCAAAGACUUCUUCCUGCCUAUGUACGCUGAGUUUGGUGGUCUUGUUGCUGAAUCACCAAAUGGAGGAGAAUUAGCUCUCGAAGAGCCUAUUUUAGAAUCUCUCAUGAGACUUGGUGGGUUGAUGAGCAGCAGGGUCGCGCAUCGAGACGAGAUUAUGACUGCCUGUCAAUCCCUGGAGAAACUUAUAUCACCCCUCAGAAAUGUCGGUGCUGUUCUCUCGUGGCCUCUCGGAAUCAGUCCAGUCAUAUUUGAGCUCCUCGGCCAAGAUGAUGAGCUGGCCGCCAUGCUUUUCAUCCAUUACGGGAUGAUCCUGCACUUGCUUGACGACUGGUGGUUUACUAAGAAUGGAGGGAAGCUUCUCGUCCGAGCCAUCCUCUCCCGUUUUUUCCUUUCCAUAGAUGGGAGUUGGAGACCGACGAUUGAGUGGGCGAAGAAUUUCGUUGGCCUCGUGGGAUAA